Messenger RNA from Auanema sp. JU1783, 285 nucleotides. NCBI's taxonomy places the organism in Eukaryota, Metazoa, Nematoda, Chromadorea, Rhabditida, Rhabditidae. The record is from the annotation of a GenBank genome assembly.
AUGGCUCGUAGUGAGGACGUUUUGGGUGAGAAAGUAGACAGAUGCUUCGCCGACUCUCUACUUAAAAUCACUGGUGGAGUUGCCAUUGGAAUUGUAGCCAGUGUUGCUUUCUUCAAGGGACGUUCUUUCCCUAUCUGGUUGGGUUCCGGAAUCGGUAUCGGGGCUGGAUGGUCUAACUGCAGACACGAUUUAGCCCAGCCAACUCUUCUUCAUGGAAAGAAAGUUAUAAUCGGUCAGGAUACCGAGGGCAAACCCUCCUACAACAUCGUUGUUGAGAAGAUUUAA